Papaver somniferum (opium poppy) is the source of this 2145-nucleotide messenger RNA. RefSeq names its product NAC domain-containing protein 2-like. Gene Ontology annotation, biological process: regulation of DNA-templated transcription. NCBI's taxonomy places the organism in Eukaryota, Viridiplantae, Streptophyta, Magnoliopsida, Ranunculales, Papaveraceae. The transcript has 6 exons. The coding region runs from base 459 to 1634 and encodes 391 amino acids. The record is from RefSeq and is a predicted model, not a curated record. Gene Ontology annotation, molecular function: DNA binding.
CAGAUGCACUCGAAAUAUUUAUCCCUGCCUAUAGCAAGAUGGAAGCAUCCGUUUCUAACGACGAGUGAGAUGCCACCACUGACUCUGACUGACAAUUUUUGUCAUCGCCACCAGCCUCGGAAUACCAGCCGGAACAGCUAGUCCAAAUGUAUACAUAUGCGCGAAAGAAAAGAAGGUUAGAUUGGUGUGUAGACAAAUAUCCACUACCACCGUGGUCAGUACCGAGAAACAGUAUAUCAAGAUUUCAUCCCAAAGGAACCACUAUAAAUCGUUACUAUAUAAUCAAUUCACCAGAAUCAUCCGAUGACAUAUCUUUUAUUUUCUUGCUGAAACUUGCCACCGCUUUUGUUAUCACUACUCUCUGUCUGUCAAAUCAGCCAUUUCUGCAACGACCUUCUCUUUAAUUUCUUCGUCACAUCGUUAGAAGAUUUCUUCUCUGUUAAGAAAGAAGAAGAAAGAUGGGUGGCAAAAAAAUUGUCACAAACUCCGAAUCAUCUGCACCGGUAAAGAACAGCCCAGCCCCAGCUGCUGAUCAAUUUACUCUCAGUAUCAAUCCGGCUGGAUCAUCAAGACUUAAAGAAAAUCACUCAAAAUCUUUUCCAAUUGGUUUUUUAUUUCAACCAACUGAUGCGGACCUAAUAUUUCACUUCCUCAUUAAGAAAAUCAGAGGCCAACCGAUACAAUCUAAUACAAACAUUCAAGAAUUUAAAAUUCUUGAUUUCACUUAUGCGGAACUUGCAGAGAAGUAUAAGGAAUAUGCUGUAGAUGGAUCAGAAUGGUAUUUCUUCACUACCAGAGAACGAAGAUGUCCUAAUGGGGUUCAACCUAGACGCGAUGCUGGUAAUCAUGAGGGACGUUGGAAAGCUCUUGGGAUUUCUGAACCGAUUAAGGACAAACACGGAAGAAUAUUUGGGUCUAAAAGGAUUUUGGAUUACCAUAUGUUUAAUGAGGCUGCAUCGACCAAAGCAAGUACUAAAACUGAUUUCAAAAUGGUAGAGUACGUUGUGGUCGAUGCUGAAAUUGCAGCAUUUACAGAUAUUUGCUUGUGUAAAAUAUAUAAGAAUCGUAGGAAAUCACCAGGAAAUUCAGAUUCACUCACUGAUGGUGAUGAUACUCAUCCUAGUGCAGAAGCUAACAUUUCAUCAACAUUGAGAGCAGAUCGUUAUAGUGGAUCAUCUUUGCCACAACAUAUCAGUAAUAAUGCUAGUAAUCUUGAUGGUUCAGGGAAGCGUCACUUGAACUCCUCUCUUCCUCUUCCUCCUCCUAAUCAUAAUUAUCAUGUGCAAACUAAUCAGGAGAUGCCAUUUGUUGAUCCGUUUCCAUGGUUCCGAAAUAAUCUAAGUGUAGCAGAGGAAAAUGCACUCUUUGAGAUGGAACUUAGAGAAGAAAACCAAACGAACACUUACUUUAACGAGCUACCAGAUAUGGAAAACGAUCCGGAUUUCUGGGAUUUUGAUGGACAACAUCUUCUCACAGAUCAGCAACGCUCCCUUAUCAGAUGUGACCGGAUUAAUUCACCAGUUGCUGCACAGCAUCAGCAACAGCCACAACAACAAUGGCGUCUGCAGCAGCAGACACAACAACAAUGGUGUCAGCAGCAGCAGCCAGCAGCAGCCACAGCAGCAAUUGCGUAAGCAGCAACCUCAGCAGCAGACGCAACAGCACAAGAAGCAGCGCAAAUAGCUUGAGAUAGUGUGUCACCUCAAUGAAGACAGCAGUGCUGCAUCCUGGACUGGAUGUUAUAAGCUUUUAAUAGAUCAGUACUUUCCCCCUAGAAACCUCUGGAUUAUAACCAAGCAUGGAUUCAUUAGUUUGAUCAUAGUCAAACCAAAUUGUGUUUUAUUUCUUAGAUUUAAUUUCGCCUAGACUAACAAGUGAUGAAGGCUUAAUCAUUUCAAGAUACUCACCACUAUGUACUUCCUCUCAUAUGUUUGUGAGCUGUUGUUUUUUGCUUCUUCUCAGUUGUGCCAGAGCUACCUCUGUCUGUUGUUAUUCAAGUCCAUUUAUGAGAUUGUCAUUUGCUAAGUUGGGUAACAAUGCAUCAUUAUAUUGUAUUGUAUCUUCUAGGUGCUAAAUUUUGUAAAGAAUUAUUAUGAGUUUAAUACAUGGUUCAGAAUGUGGUGCCUAAAAUGAGAAAUGCUUAAA